AUGCGGCUUAAUCCUGAACUUUCAAAGGAUUCAACUGUGCCAAAAACAUCUUAUAUGUGCAGGUCCUGUAGAUUUAAAUUCAAUCAUUGGGAAAGACAGUUGUCUCAAAGAAGAGUCCAGAUUGCGCAAGCAUAUGAUAGUGACCAAGGACUUUCCUCUGCCUAUAGCACAUCCAGUGCUUCAUAUAGUUCAAAUGUAGCCUCUACAUCAUCGGCAUCAUCUGGAUCAGUUUCUGACUCAUCGGAAGCUACCACAUCAUCAUCGCAGCGAGAUCAACUGUCAAUGCCGCCCCCUCCAGUAUCUUAUGCCUCUUCAUCUAAUUCAGGCUCAACGCGGCGGCGUACGGAUUUGAACUUACAGUUGAUUCCAGCCCCUCCUUCUAGACGUGAAGCUAGAAUGGAGAUCGACUCAGAUGAGGCACAAACCCCUUUAGUUCAAGCUCCAACAAUAUUGACCAAGUAUCAGAAGGUUGAGUGCCCAAGACUAUCUUGCGUCUUUGGUUGCCGAUGGCCAGGUCGUGCAAAUGCUAGAAACCUUCUUCUAGCUGAAAGAAUCUAUCUUCUUAAAAAUAAAAACAUCUAUGUAAACGCUAUGGCAAGAAUCUGCAAACAUCACGAUUUUUUUGGCGCCAUUGAGUUUAUUGACCAAGUUUAUUUAACCAGACAAUUCACAGUUGAAGACAUCGAAGAUGUUUUUUCAUUUCCAAAUAAAAUUCAAGAGCGUUUUACCUUCAGAAGAUGUGAUGAAAUAUCCGAUGAGAUUUCAAGAAGAUGGACUUCACUCACUAUGCGACAAUUAAUAGAGCUUACAAACGAAAUCAAGCUUAGCACCGAUAUUCAGUUCCCUGAGAGAGCAGUAGCUUGUUAUCUUGCAAAGCUAAGAACUGGCGAAUCAUGGGAAAGAAUAUUCGACAUUAUUGGCAUUCCCUGUUCAACUGGAUACAGUUAUGUGACUCAAGCAAGAGAUGCUCUGAACUCUCAGUUCGUACCUAAAUACAUUGGUUUCGACAAUAUUACGAGAGAAGAUGCAUUAGCACACAAUACGCACAUCGCCAGUGGUCUUCUUGCUGACUCAGAUCCACAAAAAUUGAUUGUUGUUUGUGAUGGUACUUAUGUGUAUCAUCAGAAAAGUGCCAACUUCCCUUUUCAGAGAGCCUCAUAUUCUCCACAUAAAUAUCGAAACCUGUUUAAACCAAUGGUUAUAAUAGCUACUGAUGGUUAUAUUCUAGAGGUUACAGGCCCUUAUGAAGCUUCAAAAAAUGACUCUGCUAUAAUGUCAGAGCUAAUGGGUUAUGACUCAUUUCAAAAUUUUUUCCAGCAGAAUGACAUAUUCGUACUGGAUAGAGGAUUCAGAUAUGUCGAAGAACAACUUAUCACUGCUGGAUUCAAAACUUACAUGCCAUCUUUACUAAAUAAGAAUCAAUCUUCCUUCACAACAGAACAGGCAAAUCACUCUCGUAUAGUAACUAAAGUUCGAUACGCAGUCGAGGAUGUCAAUGGUAGAGUUAAGUCUGUUUAUAGAAUCUUCAAUAAUGUAUGGCAAAAUAAAGCCUUAGACCAUGCAUUUACAGACUUCAGAAUAGCCUGUGCUCUACUCAAUAAGUUUGGUUCACGGCUUGAGUCAGACAAAGAUGUUGAUUUUGAUAUUGUUUCUGAAAUGCAGAGACGCAAUCUUCCAGACAAUCCAAUGAAAGAAAUCGUUCGUAGAUUUAAAAGAUACGUUCAAGAGAGUCGUCAGUGGGCCAACAUAGACGGUGAAAAUCUUCAUCAUUCAUUCCCAGUCUUAACACUCAAUCAGCUAAUGCAUUUCACGCUUGGGUCCUAUCAAAUAAAGCAAGCAUAUGGUUACUAUGCAGAACAUGUAUCUUCCAAUGGAGGAUUCUUUAUACAAGUCUAUAAAGAUAUUUUGCGACCAUUAGACCUGAGUGGGACCAAUAUACAAGCAGUUGAUCCAGUUCUUAUUAGAGCCAGAAUACAAUCUAGGCACGUUAAUGCAGCUAAGUACCUAGCUUAUGUUCUUUACGACAAACACGCACCAUUAAAUAUUCAUUAUAUUUGUACAUGCAAAAAUGGCAUGAGAACUAUAGGAUGCUGCGCUCAUAUUGCGACAGUUAUUUGGUAUUUAGGCUAUGCAAGGCACCAAGAAAGCAUAAAGAUCACAAGAGCACCAAUGUCAACCUUGACAGUAAGAUACGAGUCUGAUGAUGAAGACGACUGA
Molecule: messenger RNA, 2217 nt
Organism: Tetranychus urticae (two-spotted spider mite)
Lineage: Eukaryota; Metazoa; Arthropoda; Arachnida; Trombidiformes; Tetranychidae
Source: RefSeq, a predicted model, not a curated record